AUGCAUCCGUUGUCAUAUCUGAUGCCCUUUCUUUGUGUCUUCUCCCAGAUCCGGAUGCAGGCUCAGGGAAAUGUGAUCCAAGGCAGCAUGAUGGGCAACUUCAUCAAUAUCUACCAGGAGGAGGGGACAAGAGGACUGUGGAAGGGCGUUUCUCUAACAGCUCAGAGAGCAGCCAUCGUGGUCGGCGUCGAACUCCCGGUCUAUGACAUCACCAAGAAGCACCUGAUCCUGUCGGGUUACAUGGGGGACACCGUGUACACACACUUCCUGUCCAGCUUUGUGUGUGGCCUUGCUGGGGCUCUGGCCUCGAAUCCAGUAGAUGUGGUCCGGACACGCAUGAUGAACCAGAGGGGAGGGGCUCUGUACCAGGGAACGCUCGACUGUCUGCUGCAGACGUGGCGCUCAGAGGGCUUCAUGGCGCUCUACAAGGGUUUCUUCCCAAACUGGCUCCGCCUGGGACCGUGGAACAUCAUUUUCUUCCUCACUUACGAGCAGCUGAAGAAGAUCGACGUGUGACUGAACGAACGUCGGAGAGAAAGCGAGCCGAGCUGUUGCCCAGGGACAAGCCGAGGGGACCAAAAUCAGGAACGUCUGGAACGGUGGCGGCUCCUCAGCGGAGCCGGUGAGGGGGGAAAGCCAAGGGAGUACGCAAGUGGAAUCCGAUUCCAGAGCAACUCCCGGCUCCACGUCUGUUUUAAAAAGCCUUGUGGCAAAAGGGUAAAGGACUGUGAAAAUGAAUACUCACACGGCUUCUUGUGCUCAUCUGCCACUUCAAGGCGCUAUAGAACCAUGUUUCCGCUCAGACUCAAGCCAACUGUGAAAUUCUCCAGCUCUAGAAAGAAUCAACACUUUACAUUUCAGUCGAAGGCUGCUAUGCUUCAAAACCGUCUCUGUUAUGGUGAUGAAAAUGCGUCCAACCUGUAUUAUUUAAAUGUUUUUUUGUUUUUUUUUUUCCACAUAAAGUGCUCUGCAAACUGUGUGCCUUAACCCAAUUUGUGGUUCAGGAUGUGAGACGCUUGAGCUGCACGUGAACUCCUGACUGUUGGACAGCCGCUGUGACAAUCGGCACAAUCAUUCCCCUUUGAAAAAACCGAUACGUUGUGGGCUUUAUAUCUAUAUUUAAAAGUUUGAAGUUAUUUAUUUCUUGUGGUCUCCCUUGCGUAUUUACAGAAUAAAGGGCCAAGAACAGAGCGUGGUAUACUGCGAGCUUUAUAUUUACAUGCGUAUAUGGCUCAAAUACCAGAGUUGUUACAUAGACGGGACAUUCAUCACAUGUGCAUGACUGGUAAGUAAAUAUAUCCUCUAGCCGCUCAGUGAUGUUCAAGCUCCUGUUACAUCCGUCACUUAAAAAAGUCAUCACAUAUGCAGACGAUAUGUUUCACCGGGUCAGAUCAGGCGAUUCCCGUUGCCGCUUCAACACAGCGAUUGUUCACUCCACGCUAUUUCCUCGUACUGUAUUUAAACGCUUUAAGCUUUCGUCGGAAAGGAAUGUGUAUGCUGCUUCUGCCAAAGUGUAAGCCAGUGUCAUUUUUUGUAAUAAGUUUAUUUAAGUGCAGCUGUGGACUUGUAUAUUGAAAAUAAAAAGCGUGACUUGAAACCACA
Poecilia reticulata (guppy) is the source of this 1602-nucleotide messenger RNA. The record is from RefSeq and is a predicted model, not a curated record. NCBI's taxonomy places the organism in Eukaryota, Metazoa, Chordata, Actinopteri, Cyprinodontiformes, Poeciliidae.